Messenger RNA from Magallana angulata, 1736 nucleotides. RefSeq lists its product as uncharacterized. The transcript has 7 exons. NCBI's taxonomy places the organism in Eukaryota, Metazoa, Mollusca, Bivalvia, Ostreida, Ostreidae. The record is from RefSeq and is a predicted model, not a curated record. The coding region runs from base 140 to 829 and encodes 229 amino acids. Gene Ontology annotation, molecular function: acyltransferase activity, transferring groups other than amino-acyl groups.
AAAAGGUUCGAUCGUUUGGUUUCUACAUUUAGUCAACAUGUAUUGCGAAAGCUACUGGUCAAAAUGUAAACAAACCCGGGAACAAAUGGUGUCUUGACUCGAGCGGUAGCUACAUAACUGCUAUUGGAUUUACAAAGUGAUGGACAACACUGCCGUCACAACACAGCAACCGUCACCAGGCGGACAGACACCGCCAAAACAACUCCAUAGCAGUGGACCGGUCUCCGUGCGAAAUGCCACCGAAUCAACGGAAGACAGAGAGUUCUUGGGAAGGGUAGUGAUCGACGGGUUUGAAGGGAAAUAUAUCCAUGCUACAAACCGAGAAAGCUUACCAGCAAUGCAAACUAUGUUUGCAAACCACAUGAGAGGGAGACCUCCAUUGUUUUAUGAAAGACAUUUCAUCGCAGAAUACAACGGGGAGAAAGCUGGUGCAAUUGUAUUACGUUACCACGGAGAUUCGGAACUUUUCCCAGGGAGAGAGGAAGACCUGCCGCCUGUAGGGUGUUGUAAUACGUGCGGAAUUAUCCUAUUAGAGAUGGCAGUGCCUACCGAUACUCCACCUGGAAAAUGUUUAAUAGAUAUGAUUUGUGUUGACACGAAAUUCAGAGGUAAAGGCAUUGGGAAAGUCCUAUUAGACAUGGCUGAUAUGGACGCUAAGAAAAGAGGAUGUAAGGAGAUCUUUCUGUGGGUAUCUUCAACCAACCGGGCUAAACACUUGUACGAAAGGCAGGGAUAUACUUACAAAAACAAGCGAACUUUGUGUUGUUGUGGCAUGUGGUGCGGAACCGGAGAAAGGGAAAUUGUACGCAUGGAAAAAGUGCUGGAGUAGACGAAUAGAUGAGCUCGAGUUGAGGAAAAGGACUUUAAGCUUCUACAAAAGCCCCUACAAUAACACUCAUAUCACAUAAAGAUGUCUGUUACAAUAUUUUUAUGAAUUUUUUUUUAUAUCAACUUGCAAGGAUUUCUUUGCAAGAAUUUACUCAAUUUAUACAUUACAUUUUAUGAAGUUUACAAUUUGAUCAUUGUGUUGAGUGUGGCUAAUAGAAAUAUUCCCCUAGAAUUGUCUCUGUAGUUAGUGGUAACCAGGGACGCAUCUUCGUCCCUUGAUGAACUUCAUGCAUAUAUAUUUACAUCUACCAAGCAUAAUUUCCUCUAUUUCUUACGGAAACUUAUAGUCAAUUCAUAGCGCUAAAGAAACUGCCAGACUGAAAUCUACACGCCCUUAUUUAUCGAUUGGUCGAAAUCUACAGCGGCUGAAAGUGACAGGACUGAAAUUGACACGCCCUGUUUAUCGAUUGGUCUGAACCUACAGCGACCUUAGUAAAAUCCCGGACUGCACGAAAUAAUCAUGACGGUGCAAGACUCAAAGUCUCACAAAAGACGAUAUGGCUGUUUCUUUUAGCUUACGUACUUUUGUACAUUAACAGUAAUUUAGUGAAUUUUACUAACUUUUCAUAAUCAGUUUAUUAAAUAGUUAAAGAAAGAUGUUUAUAUAAAGUAAACGCUAACGCAGGUUAUGUAUUUUCCCUGCAAUGUCGCUACCUUCAUAUCCCGAAUGAAUCACCAAAGAAAGCAUUUUAUUUUUUAAAUCAACAUGAUCGAUCUGUUUUUACGUCUCUGAUUUAUGAUAUCUUUUUUUUUAUCAUUUUAUCUUGCAAAUGUUUUUUGGCGAGAUUUUUCUACAUGUGAAAUUAAAUAUUUGUAUUAAUCAAAUAAAAAUCAAACAAACACGUACA